UAUGACAAUGACAGCUACAUUGUGACAAUUUUUAAUUAUUUAUUUUUUAUCCCGGAAAGAAAGCAAACAGAAUUUAUUUGAUAUACUUAUUGUAACACUUAUAUUAGACGGAGAUGCUACCAUCCACUGGUUUAUUUAAAUCGAUAGCUUGCCCUUAUUAUGAUUCUCAAAAAAGUUGCACAAGGCCGUACUGUCAUUUUAAACAUGCGAAGAAAGACGAGGAAAAUCAGGAAAUCCCAGUUUAUAUACCAACACCCAAAGUUUUGCCAAAGCUUCUAACUUUAGACAGUUCUCCAGUAAAAAAAAAAUCUAAACUUGAGUACGUACCAACUCAACCUGGAAUCAAUGAUAAAAUUCGUUAUGAGUCUAAACCUAACGAUGUUCCAGUUUAUAUUCCAUCAAAUAAAGUAACACAGAAUGGAGAUGAAGAGAAGGAGGGAUCUAAAGAUAUUGACUUAGAUGAUUGUUCGGAAGAAUUAGAUUUAAUAACAGAUAUUGUAGCAAAGUUUAGCGAGGAUGAAGAAAUUAAAGAAGAAUAUGAUAAAGAAGAAGAUAUGUUGUUAGAGGACAACAAAAGUAAUAGCGGAGGCAAAGAUGAUGUGCCAGUGAAUAAUGUGAUUUGCGAAAAUGGUGAAAAGAAUGAAAAUGCCACUUUGGAAGGAGACAAAAAUACAAUUAAACAAUCAUUAAAAACUAAAGAAAAGGAAGUUAAAAAACAAAAUUCUGUAAGCCGCUCUUCUGAUAGGGUAGAUGCGAAGAAAAGUAAAUCAAGACAUCACAAUUCUCAUAGCUCUAGUAGCAGCCAAGAGCACAAAAAACAUCGUGCAAAGCACAAAUCCUCAUCAGAUAAAGAGAGCAAAGAUAAAAACAAGCAUAAAGAAAAAGCUUCGACGCACUCUUCAUCGUCUAAGUCAAGCAAAAAAGCUUCAUCGAAAAGUCAUAGUCAUCGUCAUAUUCCUAGUAGUUCGAGCUCGUCAAAACAUAAGUCACGAUCAUCACAUAAACCAAAAAACUUGAAUUCUAGAGAAAAAUCAAAUUUAGAAUCAGAAAAAUCUUCCGAAUCAAAAGCAGAAAACCUAUUUAAGGAAUCAAGUCCAUUACAUGCUCAUUUGUCCGAAGCAAUUGCAGAUAGUGAUGAAGAUGAUGUGUUGGAGCAAUGCAAGCAAAUUUUCGAGGAAUUUAAAAACACUCAAAAAAGUAAUGAGCCGAAAAACAUCACAAAAGAGAUUGAUUCAAAACAAAAAAGGAAAUCAUUUGAUUCUGUAGAUGAAAAUCCACAAGACGACAACAAAAGGAAAAGAAUAGCGCAUGAAGGGGCAACAGCAACAGGAAAGAAUUUUGAAGUUCCUAUCAUUAAAAAGAUAAAUCAUGUGCAAAAUGCCUACCAGUCUGUAUAUAACAGGCAGGAACAGUUACGAAAAGAAAAGAAAGAAACAGAAGCCGCCGCAUUAGCUCUAGUUAAAGAAGCAGAAGAGAAAUUACGGGAAGCAGAAGAGAAUUUAAGAAAAGCCACUAUGGCACAAAAACAAACACUUACCCCGCUAAUCCCGAAAAGUUAUUUAACACCCCCCAAAAUUGCUGUCAAGCCUAUUGUGAACUAUUUAGCUUUGGAAAAAGCAAAAAAGAAAGUAGAUGAAAUGAGAAAAUUGAAAGGUCCGACACUAGCGCAAUCAGUUGCAAAAGGCGAAUCCAGAAAAGCUCACAAUCCGAAAACUACAGCUACUGUAACUGGGUCGAAAUCUAACUCAGAAGAAGUACAAAAUCAGCCAGCACCCCCAGUUUUAGAACCAAAUUCAACUAAAAUAUCUUACAACAUUCGUAUGCAGCAUUACAACCAAAUGGUGAAAUAUUGUUUAGAUAUUUAUCCAAAGUGUGAAGAUGCUUGGGAAAGAGCCCAAACUGAAGAGUUAACUGUAUUUAAAAAAUGUAGCACGCCUAUUAUUUAUCGAAGUAGCGCAGUUUUGGCAAUUAACAAACUUCGAAAAGAAUCGAUAGCUGCUGGGAACGUGUGCACUGAAAGAAACAAAACUGUAUCACAUGAAGUAAUUUUAGCAGGAAAAUUUGCAUCAAAUGUUUCUGUGAAUAAAAAAUAUAGUCCAGCAAAUCCUUUUGAUAGAGUAUCUAGCGAAAAAGUCUACGAAAUGAUAAGUGAAUUGUGUUUAAAUGAUGAACAAUUAAUGAAGAACGGUUUCCCUAGACCAGGUGCUAAACGUGGAACUGCAAUAUUCCAUAAUAUUAAGCCACAAACAAAGGCAGCCAGAGAAAAUGAACGAAUAUGUAGGCGUUGUUCAAAAACUUUUAAUAUAGCAAUGUAUGAAAAUGAAGCCAUUGAUGAAUGUUGCUACCACCCUAAAGGAAUAGGAUAUAGACGCGGUUUUACAGAUAAUUUUCAUCAAUGUUGUCAACAACCUGCCGGAUCGACCGGGUGUACGUACGCGAAUUAUCAUGUUACAGAAUACACGGAUCUAAAUAAUUUGAAGGGUUUUGUUCAAACGAUUGAUAAAGGCAAGAAUUAUACGUCAACCAAAAAGGAUAUUUUUGCUUUGGAUUGCGAAAUGUGUUAUACAACUGAAGGCAUAGAAUUAACAAGAGUUACUGUUGUUAAUUUUGAAGAAAAAGUGGUAUACGAUGCUCUGGUGAAACCGGAAAACAAAAUAAUUGAUUACAAUACAGUUUUCUCAGGUAUUACAGAGGAAAUGUUAAGAAAUGAAAAAAGAACUAUUAGAGAUGUACAAGCAAUUUUAUUAUCUAUGUUUCAUUCUAAAACUAUUUUAAUUGGUCAUAGCUUAGAAAGUGACAUGAAAGCAUUGAAAUUGAUUCAUAGUUGUAUAGUCGAUACAUCAGUAUUAUAUCCGCAUAAAAUGGGACCACCUAAAAAACGUGCUUUAAAAAACUUAUGUAUAGAAAAUUUAAAAAGAAUAAUUCAAGAAGACGAGGGUGGACAUAACAGUGCCGAAGAUGCAGAAGUUUGCAUAGCAUUAGUUAAACAUUAUUUAAAAAUAAAAAUCAAUUAAGCAAUUUAUUUGAAUACAAAACUCUUUAAGUUUCUUUUGAAAUAAUACUCUUUAGUUUAUUGCUUAAGAAUAUAAUUUAUGUAGUUAGUAAGUGGUUAACAAUAAUUGAAAUAAUUAUUAUAUAAUUUUUUUUUUAAA
Condylostylus longicornis is the source of this 3152-nucleotide messenger RNA. Its product is annotated as RNA exonuclease 1 homolog. NCBI's taxonomy places the organism in Eukaryota, Metazoa, Arthropoda, Insecta, Diptera, Dolichopodidae. The transcript has 9 exons. Bases 114 to 3014 code for a protein of 966 amino acids. Gene Ontology annotation, molecular function: exonuclease activity; nucleic acid binding. Gene Ontology annotation, cellular component: nucleus. The record is from RefSeq and is a predicted model, not a curated record.